UUAUUUAACGCUUGCUAAUGCCACUCUCGUCGUCUGCAGCAUGUCCGAGAAGAAAAUAGAACAAUGGGAAGUCGAGCGAUACUGGGAGAUCUUCUCUUCGCUCUCCAAUGGCCAACCACACCUGAACAACGCGCAGGCCGCGACAGUCCUAAGGAACAGCCGAUUACGAGACGACCAACUGGAAAAGGUGUGGGAUUUAGCAGAUGUUGACGGAGAUGGCGAGUUGGAUUUUGAAGAGUUUUGCGUGGCUAUGAGGCUUAUUUUUGAUCUUGUGAAUGGGGAAUACGCCGAUGUGCCACAUUCAUUACCAGAUUGGUUGAUUCCGGAGUCGAAGGCGCAUCUUGUCCAAGCUUCGCGUGCCCUCACGGGAAGGCAGCCACAAUUCGAAAGGGUGGAGGAGGAAGACGAUACUCCCGGCCUCAAGGAUGGGUUUGACUGGUACAUGAGCCCAGGAGACAAAUCCAAAUAUGAGGAGAUAUAUUCCGCGAACAGGAACCAUCGCGGGGAGAUAACAUUCGAUUCCCUCCAACCCCUGUACGACUCCCUUGCCGUACCCGACACCGACAUCCGCUCCGCCUGGAACCUCGUCAACCCCUCAGCCUCCUCCACGAUCUCCAAAGAUGCGACCCUCGCCUUCCUCCACAUCCUGAACAACAGACAUGAGGGCUACCGUAUCCCGCGCACUGUGCCCGCUUCGCUUCGCGCUUCUUUCGAAUCCAACAAAAUCGACUACCAACUCGACAGCGUCCGCCCAGCUCAGCGGUGGGGUGCUGACACAGAUGCAGAUACCAGCACAGGCCGUAAAGCUAAAUUCGGUGAUGCUUAUCUCAGCCGGUUAGGCGUUGGCGGACGAACUACAUACCGCCCGCAGGGAACGGAUUUCAGCAACACCAUACAGGAUCAGGAGUGGGAGAAAGUACGGCUACGGCGGGAGCUAGCGGAGUUGGAAAAGAAGCUGGAGGCUGCUGACGGCGCGAUGGAGUCGAGGAAAGGUGGAGGUGGCUCUGUUAAUGGUGGGCCCAAUUGGACACUCAUCAAGAAGGAGGCGUUGCAGUUGCUAGAAUAUAAAGAAAGGGAGUUGCGGGAGCUUAGAGAGGGGACAGGUAAGGUCAAAGAAGGAGAGAGCCUGGAGAGGUUGAGGGAGGAUGUUAAGACGGUUGGCGACCAGGUGGAAGGCUUGAAGGCACAUUUGGCGAAGAGGAAUGAGACAUUGACUGAGUUAAAGGAUCAGAUUCGGGAGGAGAAACGGAGUCGGUGACGUGGUAUGGUGCGGCAUUGAGGGAGAGGUAGAGGUGAAGAAAUUCCUCUUUGAGCUUUUUCGAUUGUCAAGUCGGGGGCCUCCCCUCCUUUUCCUACCUGUAACUAGUACAUAUUAUACCAUGUCUUCAUUUCUUCCACC
Messenger RNA from Histoplasma capsulatum G186AR, 1399 nucleotides. Its product is annotated as cytoskeletal adaptor protein SagA. The coding region runs from base 41 to 1258 and encodes 405 amino acids. Gene Ontology annotation, cellular component: plasma membrane; cytoplasm. The record is from RefSeq and is a predicted model, not a curated record. The transcript has 3 exons. NCBI's taxonomy places the organism in Eukaryota, Fungi, Ascomycota, Eurotiomycetes, Onygenales, Ajellomycetaceae. Gene Ontology annotation, molecular function: protein binding; calcium ion binding. Gene Ontology annotation, biological process: endosomal transport; actin filament organization; endocytosis.